AUGGACGUCCGUACAGAGUUCUACAACACCAACAACCGCGGCACUACCAAAGACUAUUUAUCAGCCGGGCUAACAAACCUCCCAUCUCUUUACUUCAAUUUCUCCAUCAUUUAUAUGUAUGUUUUAGCGUUAUGGAUCCUCGUAUGCAUCAAGAAGCGUCAAACUUUUGAGUGGAUUCAUUUACUAAUAGGUUUGUUGCUUGUCAUGAAGGUGCUUAACUUGUUCUGUGGGGCGGAGAUCCAACAGUACCUGAAGUUUACAGGUACUCGUCCUCAUGGAUUCGAUGUCUUGUUUUACAUAUUUGGGUUUUUCAGGGUUGUGCUUUUGUACACUGUGGUCGCGGUAACACAGACAAAGAAUGUUUUGAUGAUUGUGAUUGUGAUCCCACUUCAGGUUUUGGCUACUGUAGUUUAA
Molecule: messenger RNA, 414 nt
Organism: Lactuca virosa
Lineage: Eukaryota; Viridiplantae; Streptophyta; Magnoliopsida; Asterales; Asteraceae
Source: the annotation of a GenBank genome assembly